AUGGCGGACCGCAUCGCCAUGAUGCUGGACGACGAGCUGCUUGCACGCUCCCGCUCAUAUAUGCAAGCUACCUCGCUCGAGGAAGAGAACAUGCAUGUCGACACCCGCCCCAAUGCGGAAAUGAUCGAGCCCACCAGCGGGCCAGCUCCGCAUCUCCCCGGACUCAGCCAGCCAGUUCCCUUCCACCCAGCCAAGCAACAUCCCUCCCUCGACCCCGACGCCAACCCAAAGCUGAACACGGAAGACCAUCGUCCCGGUGCUUUGCCCCGCCAACGCCGCCGCAGCCGCGUCGACUCGGAGCGGGAGCGCAUCCCACAAGCCGAGCCAGGCAUCAAGAGCCGUGAUGUCUCAGCCCGCUAUCCGGGCUUUCGUCAUCCCCUCGACGAGAACGUGUGGACACCAUACCGCUUCUUGCGCUUCAUCAGCUUUGUUUGGGUCAAUCCCAUCAUGCGCCUCGGUGCCAAACGCCAGCUCGAACCCGAUGACCUCUUUCCCACCCCACAUCGUGACGAGUCCUAUCACCUCGCCUCCACCCUCGAAGAAGCCUGGCAAGAGCAGCUGGCCAAACCGAAUGGUAACCUCUUCAACGCUUACGUCAAGGCUUUCUGGAAACAUUUCGCCCUCGCCACCUUUCUGCUCUUCAUCGAAGCCAUGCUUCAGGUUCUGGAGCCAUGGCUCCUUGGCCGUCUCAUCAAUGCCACUGCCAAUGGGGACGGUGACGACGUUGCCUUUGGUUAUGCUGGCGGUCUUGUCGCCUCUGUUCUUGCGUAA
This is a messenger RNA of Monosiga brevicollis MX1, 771 nucleotides long. RefSeq lists its product as uncharacterized. Gene Ontology annotation, biological process: transmembrane transport. The record is from RefSeq and is a predicted model, not a curated record. The transcript is spliced from 2 exons. Bases 1 to 771 code for a protein of 256 amino acids. Gene Ontology annotation, molecular function: ATP binding; ATPase-coupled transmembrane transporter activity. NCBI's taxonomy places the organism in Eukaryota, Choanoflagellata, Craspedida, Salpingoecidae. Gene Ontology annotation, cellular component: membrane.